GCCUUCUUUGUACUUUAGCCUUGGGCAUAUCAAUCCCAUAUACCCACCGAACCACCACCCCAUCGACUGUCGUUAUACAUCCACGUCUUCAUUCACUUCGGCAAUGAACUAUCCCGGCUACCCGAGUGGAGCCAAUCCCGACUACUCCCCGCCGCAGGAGAUGCUCUCCUACCCCGAUCAAUUCGGGGGCGGCUACCUCGCAGACAACUACACCACAUCGCCCGAAUACUCGCUCGACUCCUUCUUCGACCAAGCCAUCGCCCCGGGCGACAUGUCCUCGGCCUUCCCCAAGGAGCAACCGCCAUUCAACCCCACAAUGCCCGUCGCUGGCAUGUCCGCGCCCAGCACCACCCCGAGCAACAGAACCAGCUCGUACCCCCCCUCGCGACACCCCUCGGAUGCCGUCCCGUUUGGUAAGCCCGAACACCUCUCGUUCGGCUUCUCGCUCGCGGGCUCCCCGCGCCAGGAAGCCAGCCAACCCGCGUCGACCCCCCCUUCGCUCAGCGCCUCGCCCCCGGCCCACCAGCCACCCACCCCUGACUCGGCCCCUGACACGGCCCCAGACUCCCCCCCGCCCCCGCGCGCCCGCAAGCGCGGCCGUCCGCGCCUCGACCGCGCGGGCUCCAGCCCCGCCUCGCCGCACUCCAAGGCCCAGAAGACCGGCCGCCUGCCCCACAACCAGGUCGAGCGCAAGUACCGCGAGGGCCUCAACGCCGAGCUCGAGAGGCUGCGCCGCGCGGUCCCGUCGCUGCCCCAGAGCGGCGAGGCGGGCGCCAUGGGCCAGCCGAAACCCAGCAAGGCGAUGGUGCUGGCCAGUGCGAUUGAGUAUAUCCGCCGGCUGGAGGCGGAGCGGGAUGCGCUGAAGGCGGAUAAUGCGCGGCUGCGGGGGGCGGGCGGGGGACGCACGUGGAAGGUGGAGGACGAGUCGCUGCAGGAGUUUCUGACGGAUCCGUGAAGCGCUUUGAUGGGUACUAGACACUGGAGUUUCGGCGCGCAGGGUUAUUAUUGUUUGGCGUGCGGAGUUUGGGCUGGGCGGGGUGACUCCACUUUAUCAAGUGCUGAUGCUGGCGGAGGGGGGGGGGGGAACGCAACGAGAACGUGUGUAUUACAGGUGUUGGGUGGAGCGGCUACGAUACCCGGCUUGGGAGCCACGCAAAGCGAUGCAAUGCUAGACCGAGCAGUUUAGCAGUUCACGAGACAUUGCGUUUGACACCACGUUGCGGCUCACUGAAUCGUUGCUCU
Molecule: messenger RNA, 1242 nt
Organism: Boeremia exigua
Lineage: Eukaryota; Fungi; Ascomycota; Dothideomycetes; Pleosporales; Didymellaceae
Exons: 1
Coding region: 104-955 (283 amino acids)
Molecular function (GO): protein dimerization activity
Source: RefSeq, a predicted model, not a curated record